Striga asiatica is the source of this 937-nucleotide messenger RNA. Lineage: Eukaryota; Viridiplantae; Streptophyta; Magnoliopsida; Lamiales; Orobanchaceae. The record is from the annotation of a GenBank genome assembly.
GCCAAUUCCAACGACACCGAGACCCCAAUCGACGACCACCGUCUCCGCUCAAUGGACCUCAAUUCUUUCGGCGCCGCUCGUUGCAAGGAGGCUCUCUCAUCCUACGACGCCGUAAUCAGAGACCUCGGUAAACCGAAUCUAGUCUCCCUCGAUGAUUUCUACCGCAGGGAGCUCCCGGAACUCCUCCGCCAACGGAACCCUAAUCCCCACAUCACCGCCGGCGAGCUCUCCAGGCUUAUGGAGUGGAAGCUCGCGCGCGGAAAAUGGAGGCCCCGGUUGCUUUCCUUCAUGUCCGCCCUGGACGACGCCGUCGUGCGGGAGGCCUCCACCAAGGCGUUUGCUUCCUUGCCUGAUGUCUCGAAGGCCGUGCAAGAGCUAACGGUGCUGAAGGGCGUGGGACCCGCCACCGCCUCCGCCGUGCUGGCUGCCUAUGCGCCGGAGGUUGCCCCUUUCAUGUCCGACGAGGCCUUGAUCGUUGUGACUGGAGACACAAAGGACUAUUCUUUGAAGCGGUAUGUGGCGUUUGCAGAAAAGAUGCAGAUAAAGGCAAAGGAAUUGUCUUCUUCGGAGGAUUUAUUUACACCAUCAGAUGUUGAAAGGGCCUUGUGGAGUUCUACCAUCGGUGCCAAAUUGAAAACAAUUUCGACAAUGACAGAUGAGGUUCAGCGGGAGAACAAGUACAAAAGAAAGAGAAAGAGAUGACGCGCUUUUGGUUCAAGGUGAAUAUUUGCCCACCUACUAUUUAGGUUUCCCUUUUUUGUUUUUCUUUAUUCAUUUUCGUUUGUCUUAGUUUAGUGUAAUACACAAGUGACUUGCUGUAUUUAUUUGAUGUAAUGUAACUGUUGUUAUCUGUAACACAGUGGUUUUGGGUUUUGUUAGUCUUUAUGUCAAUUUGAGAGUAGGGAAUCUCUUCCAUUGUCUAAUUAUGUUUUAAUAG